Molecule: messenger RNA, 1014 nt
Organism: Populus nigra (black poplar)
Lineage: Eukaryota; Viridiplantae; Streptophyta; Magnoliopsida; Malpighiales; Salicaceae
Product: protein PLASTID REDOX INSENSITIVE 2, chloroplastic
Exons: 3
Coding region: 97-666 (189 amino acids)
Biological process (GO): regulation of gene expression
Source: RefSeq, a predicted model, not a curated record
GAGGGAGGAAAAAAAGAAAAAAACAUAACAAGCGAGACCAUAGCAAAACCUCCUCGAGACAAGGAGUGAGAGAGAAGAAGAUAAGGCAGGCGGGCGAUGGCUUCUUGCAGCAAAGCUCUCUUUUCUUCAAAAUUAGAUAUAUGCUCUCCUUUCUCUUCUCGUCCUCCUCUUUCACUCCUCCCCAACUUUUCUCCUUCUUUUUCUUCAACUACUUUCUUUGCAUUCGGUCAGUUAAAAGAAAUAAGUCUAAGAUACUCCUCUGAUCUACAACCCUCCACCCCAAUCAUCAACAAAGCACAGACACAGCCAAGAAGGCACAUUUGCAGAGCAGCUGAAUACAAAUUCCCAGACCCAAUUCCCGAAUUCGCUGUUGCUGAGACAGAAAAGUUCAAGACCCAUCUGUCCAAAAAGCUUACCAAGAAAGAUAUUUACGGAGACUCGCUUGAAGAAGUUGUAGGAAUCUGCACUGAGAUAUUCAGUACCUUCUUGCAUGCAGAGUACGGUGGUCCUGGAACUCUGUUGGUCACACCUUUUAUUGAUAUGGCUGAUACUGUGAAUGAGCAGGGGUUACCUGGAGGACCUGAAGCUGCACGUGUAGCUGUCAAAUGGGCCCAAGCUCAUGUUGACAAUGACUGGAAAGAAUGGACUGGUGGUGACAGUAAUUAACAGAAUGGUUACCAAACUCAAUUCAAUUAGGUUUUUUGAUUGUCAACGUUGUUUGAAAGAGCUCAUUGAGCAGCCUGGAUCGUUAUCUCUGAACCUGUUGAGGUGAAGCAUGACCAUGUUUUGUAGGAGAGCAGAUUAGUGGGAUGAUUUUGUGUUGUCAAUGUAGGGAAUAAGCAUCAUGUGCAGGGCCUUUUAUUAGAAGAAACUAAUUGGAGCUUCUAAAUUUUUGUAGGAUUGUUGGAAGAUGACUAUCCCAUCAUCUUCUGCUUCACAGUUCUCAUUUCAAGUGCAUUCAUUGUGCUGUUUUCCCCUCAGAAUAUCAAAACCUGUGUUUAUUUCGCAACUCAA